GACUACAAUACGAAAUCGAUGUGGCUCUUGCUUUGCUGUUAACGUCACCACCAGAGCAUCUCUCAGCAUGACCAAAGAUGUUAUUCUCGACGGAAGAAAUGUGAAUAACUGUCGGUGAUUUCUAUCGUACAUCCUAUACGUGGAUCAGCAUGCCUGCGUUAAAGGAAUCGCUUGGAUUUGCAUUGGCAUUAUUUAUAGUAAUCGCUGCACAACAUGGCGACACAGACGCCUGUGAUCCAUGGAGAUUCCAGUGCAGUGAUAAUUCUGAGAUGUGCCUUGAGGGCGACAGGUUUCAGGAUGGUGUCCAAGACUGCAAUGACAACUCUGACGAAGAGUGCUUGCCGUGGCAGUUCGACUGCCUCACGUAUUCCCUCCGCUAUCCGAGGUGCAUCUCUAUGCAGAAACGAUUCGACUCGAGGGCCGACUGUCUGAUGAGCGACAAUAGUUUGCAGACGGAGCCACGGCUGCCAGCCUGA
Molecule: messenger RNA, 476 nt
Organism: Priapulus caudatus
Lineage: Eukaryota; Metazoa; Priapulida; Priapulimorpha; Priapulimorphida; Priapulidae
Product: transmembrane cell adhesion receptor mua-3-like
Exons: 3
Coding region: 150-476 (108 amino acids)
Molecular function (GO): protein binding
Source: RefSeq, a predicted model, not a curated record